Molecule: messenger RNA, 2907 nt
Organism: Tauraco erythrolophus (red-crested turaco)
Lineage: Eukaryota; Metazoa; Chordata; Aves; Musophagiformes; Musophagidae
Source: RefSeq, a predicted model, not a curated record
AUGUGGGAUCUGUGUCUGCAGAUCUAUGGCAUCAGACCCAGCCCUCAGCUGAGCUCUCUUGAAGAUUAUUGUGUCUUGUCUACAAUAGGAGUGAAAAUUAUAGGAACACCCCAUCCAAGCCUGGCUUCCUCUGAAUCCUUCCUUGCGAUGGAAAAGAUAACCAAAAGCCUGACCCUGCGCUGUGAAUCAGGCAAAUGUCCCAUUGACUUCGGCGUGGGCGUCGCCGCCGGCGCGGAGCUGCAGCCCGAGGUGGUGGUGCCGCGCUGGGCAGCCCUGGACAGCCCUGGCAGACAGAAGCAUCCGUUCAGAGCUGAAGUUAAGGUAAAAGCAGAAGGCCAGGAGCUCAUCUUGGAAUUGGAGAAAAAUGGAAACCUCUUUGCACCAGGCUACACGGAGACUCAUUACAACCAAACUGGACAACCCCAGACCACCUCUCUGACCCACACGGACCACUGCUUUUACCACGGGGUCGUGAGGGGCCGGGAGCACUCCAGCGUCACGCUCAGCGCGUGCAGAGGGCUGCGAGGACUUAUUGUAUUGAGCAGCAAUUCCAGCUAUAUCUUAGAGCCGGUUCCCGACAGCCCAAAUCAGCACUUGAUCUACAGGGUGGAUGACCUGAGGUUGCAGAGAGGAGCCUGUGGCUACCAGGGCACUGGGGACGCAGCCAAAGACUUGCUCAGGGACUUCACAACUGGGAUGAAACUACCUCGCCAGAGGGUGAAACGGGAAACUCUGCAGUCUACAAAGUACGUGGAGCUUCUGCUUGUGGCGGAUUAUGCAGAGUUUCAGAAACAUCACUUCAACAUUGAAGCAACAAGGCUUAAAUUAGUGGAGGCUGCUAAUUACGUCGAUAAGUUUUACAGAUCUCUGAAUAUCCGGAUUGCCUUGGUGGGGCUGGAGAUCUGGAGUAACUGGAAUAAAUGUGAAGUAACUGAGAACCCCUACUCCACCCUGAAGUCCUUUUUGGCUUGGAGUAGCAAGGAGCGGGUGCACAGAAAACACGAUAAUGCCCAGCUAGUCACGGGUGUGCCCUUCCAAGGUACCACAGUAGGCUUGGCUUCCGUGAUGGCCAUGUGCUCUGAUUUCCAGUCAGGAGGAGUAAACAUGGAUCACUCUGAUAAUGCCAUUGGUGUUGCUGCUACCAUUGCCCAUGAGAUGGGACACAAUUUUGGCAUGAAUCAUGAUUCAGCUGGCUGCUGUACUACCCCUGCAGAAGAUGGAGGCUGCAUCAUGGCUUCUGCAACCGGGCACCCGUUCCCCAAGGUGUUCAACGAGUGCAAUAGAAAAGAGCUGGAGAAGUAUCUGCAGUCUGGUGGAGGGAUGUGUCUCUCCAAUAUGCCGGAUACCAGAAAAAUGUAUGGUGGGAAGAAAUGUGGAAAUGGCUACUUGGAAGAGGGGGAGGAGUGUGACUGUGGAGAGGUGGAGCACGUGCUGGGUAUCAUGAACGUAUGGCGGAAGGAAGGCUGUUCCUCUGUUCACCUGCAUAACCCCUGCUGCAAUGCCAGCACCUGCUCCCUGAAGCUGGGUGCCGAAUGUGCCCACGGCAGCUGCUGUCAUCAGUGCAAGCUCAUGUCUCCGGGAACUCCCUGCAGGGAAAGAUCAGGACUCUGUGACCUCCCAGAAUACUGCACUGGCGAGUCACCGUUUUGCCCCCCCAACUCUUACCAAAUCGAUGGGGCUUCCUGCGACGGAGGAAAGGCCUAUUGCUACAGCGGCAUGUGUCUCACAUACAAAGACCAGUGCUUGCAGCUAUGGGGGCCUGGAGCAAGGCCAGCACCAGAUGCCUGCUUCGAGAAGGUUAAUGCUGCUGGAGACAUCUACGGGAACUGUGGGAAGGACAUCUACGGCAACUACAGGAAGUGUGAGAUGAGAGAUGCUAAAUGUGGGAAGAUCCAGUGCCAGAGCUCUGCUUCCAAACCCUUGCAGUCCAACGCAGUGGCCAUAGACACAACUAUCCACACACAGAGGACACAGCUGAGGUGCCGAGGGACCCAUGUGUACAGAUCUGAGAGUGAAGAAAAGGAGAUGCUGGAUCCUGGAUUGGUGUUGACGGGAACAAAAUGUGGGAGCCAUCAUGUUUGCUUUGAGGGACGCUGCCAGAACACAUCCAUCAUCUUUGAUUCUGAAAGCUGUAGCAAGAAGUGCCACGGGCAUGGAGUCUGCAAUAACAACAAGAACUGCCACUGCAACCAGGGAUGGGCCCCUCCAUUUUGCAACAAGCAGGGAAGGGGAGGAAGCUUGGAUAGUGGUCCCCCCAUGCCCGAAGGCCCGUCAGUGGUUGUGAUAACUCUGGCAAUCCUGGCUCCCAUUCUCCUCCUCAUUGGAAUCAUGUUUUUAUUCUAUUAUCUGAAAUGCUGGAAUAAAUUUGGCAUCUGUUCUCUAAAGAAGACCCCUCAGUUCAGCGACAGCUCUGGAAAUGGGCACGCAAACCCUGCCUUCAAGUUGAAAACUCCUCAGGAGCAGAGGAAGGUGAUUGGCUUCCCGGAAAUCCCAGCAAAACCUCCUCCCCAGCAAACUCCAGCCCUCCAAAUGAACACGCAGCACCCACCUGCCUUCUCCACGGGCUACGGCUGCGGCACGGGGCAGCCCGCCAGGCUGGCACAGCCCGCACCCGCAAAAGAUGCUGCCCGGUGGAUACCCCCAAGCAGGCCAGUGCCUCCGGCUCCCAGACCCCCUGUCUCUCAGGAUAUUUCCAGGCCCCGGCCACCCCAAAGAGCUUUGCCAGCUAAUCCCGUCCCAGCCAGACCCAGAGCCCGGCCAGGGAACAGCCCUGCCAUCCCACUGCCUCCUGCGCACCUCAGAACCCCGGGACGACUCCAGCCUGAGACAGAGAAUACUGCUGUUGGGACGGCUGGAGCAGUGAAUGUCUUGAAAGUGGGGCAGCCGGGCUUCCGUGGGCACUCAUGA